CUCCAGCUUGUCUCACUCGGCCCCGUCCCCUCCAAGGAUGCCCAAGGACCUCUGGACAGUGCGCAGGACCUCCUGGAUGAGGGAGCCUGGCCAGCGACUUCACGGGCCCUCUCAGGGCUACCUGCUCCUUCCAGCCACAGGCAAGGGCGCCAGGCCUGAGGUACACCAGGACAGCAGAGAAGACACUGGUGGACACUGCUGCUGGCUGCUGAGGUCCUGUGACAGGGUGCAGUGAUGCUCAUCUCCACUGCCUCGGUGCCUCUGGGGGCUGCUGGCCGGAGUCCCCAGGGAACCGUUGGUCCCCCUCCACCCUUGCUGCCCAAACCAGGGAAAGACAACCUGCGUCUGCAGAAGCUUCUGAGGAAGGCGGCUCGGAAGAAGAUGACAGGGGCUGCCCCUACCUCACCUGGGGCCUUCCGUGCCUCCCUGUCCCCUGUAAGUGAAGUCAGCCACGACUUGGAGACCACGGCGCCACGUUCUACAGAGCCCCCACGUCCUGCUGCGGCCUUGUACCCUGCCGAGGCCCCGCACACUGUGGUGCCCCUGCCCCGCUCCCCACACACCCCUGUCAUCCACCAUGUAGCCUCACCCCUGCAGCGAUCCACAUUCUCCUUCAGCCUCACGCAGCGCCAGGCUCUGGCUGCACACUUCAAGGCCCCUUCAAGGCUUGAAGCCCCAACCCCAGAGCCUGCCUCGCCCCCCAGUGGCUUUUCUUCUGUCUCAGCUCCCACAACAGGAGGCACCCAUGUCACUCAAGUGCACAUCCAGCUGGCACCAUCUCCAAGUGCAGGAACUCCUGAGCCCCCCAGGACAGCCCUGAAUGGGGGCCCCAGCAGCCAGAAUGGAGAGCCAGGCCUGGGUCUCCCCAGUACCCAGCCCCUGAUCCCAGUGGCCCACAUCCGCCCAUUGCCAGCUGGGGUCCAGGCUGUCAGUCCUAGGCCUGAGGAGCCCCCUACAGUGAGACUGCCCUCCAGCUUCCAGGCCUCGGUGUCCAGAGAGGCUGGGACCAGAGUGGUAGUGCCCAUCGCCCCCACCUACCGCUCACCUGGACCCUUACCGUACAGCCCGGCUCCUGCAGCACCUGAGGCUGAGCACUUGGAGCAGUUGCCUACAGCCAGCCCUACACCAGAGGUCCAGCGGGUCCCAUUGGCCCUGGCCUUGGCACCAGGGACCCACCCAAGUCCUGCCCCCAAAGUUGCACCCAAACCCCAACUCAGUGGCUGGACACGCCUCAAAAAGCAGCUAAUGGAGGAGGCAGAGGAGCCCCAGUUCCCAGGGCAAGAGCCCAACCUGGAGCCUGUUCAGGUGGAAGAACCCACUGUGGCCAGUUCCCGGCCCCCUGCCUCCCGGGCCUCCAGAAUGUGGGACGCUGUACUGUACCGCAUGUCAGUGGCCACAUCUCGCAACCACCCAGUAGAGCCAAAAGGUGGGGAGCCUCCCCCAGCUGGCCUCCCCCGCCUGCCCUUCUUGUACCGGCCUCGCUUCAAUGCCCGCAAGCUGCAGGAAGUUGCACGGGCCCCUCCCACACUCCAGCCCUUUGUCGUGCUGAGCCCCCAGCCCAAGAACUUCAACCGGACAGCAGCUGGCUGGAGGCUCUGGUGAAGUGUCCAAGACUACAGGGUGGACAAAGCAUGGCUGAGCUCUAGCAAGGAGGCCACAGCCAUUGCAGGAGGAAGCACAGCGGGGUGUGGGGUAGAGGGAGGCAGGUGUGUGAGUGUGUCUGGGCAGCCUGGGAAGGGUGCAUUCUGGGGCCCAGGAAAGCCUAGUGGAAGGGGACAGGUCAGGAAGGACAAGUCAGAGAAGUGGAAAAAGCAGGGAGAAUAGGGAGGGGAGGCCAGGGUCUCAUUGGUACUGGGGGACGGGUCUGAUCAAUGCAGUGCGGGAGUCUGAGGGGUGAGAAUUAGUGAGAGGGAGAAUAAGCAAGUGUGUGGGGAAGUGGGAAGUGGCAUUCUCUGACCUUGCCAGGCAGGCCGUGGAGCAUGCCCCCUAACUGUCAAAGCCUGGGGGAUGUAAUUCCUUCUGUGUGAGGUCAAAACUAUCACCAGCUCCAGUAGCUGUUUGGCAUUUGGGUGCCUGUGAAAGGCUCAAAGGGCUGUGGGAGCCAGACUCAAUGCCAGGAUGCAGGUGAGGGUGGAUGAGGAGUGUGCAGAGGCACAAGGAAAGCUGACUGGGCAGUGGAGGGGUCUGGCAGUGGCUCUGUCCACUGCACACUUGUUUCCCUGCCUCAGCUGACAACUCCUUGAGAGCUUGUUGGUUGGAGAGAGGGCAGGGUCAACCUGCUAGUCACAUCUGGGCUUUUAUGACAGAGUGAGGAAGGUGUCUUCGACAUCAGGGCUGAGAGACCAACCUGGCCAAAAUAUGUGGAUUGGAAGCUGAGGCUGGCACAGGGCACUGCAGGGGUCUCAGACUGCAAACAACAACCCUGAUGGGCCACCAACCACAAAAGAGGGACCCAGAGGAGCCAGGAAGGACCUUUAGCCCCGGCCAUCACACAGGACUUGGUAGGGGACGAAGGCAAUGGGGGUGGGCUGGCUGCCCUACUGGAUGUGAUAGGUGCUGAGUUGAGCCUGGGACCUGGGCUACCAAUAAACAUUUAUCUAACCACGCAGGUGCCUGCUCUCUGUCUUUACCAAAGUUGGGGGCAGCAAGUUCUUCCAUGGCCUUUAGCCAUGGGGACAAGAGAGCAAAAUGUGGGUCCUGUCCCCUUUAUAGAGCCAGUGCACUGACACAUGGAGAGUCCUGUACCUGGGACUCUGGCCUGUUCACUUUCUCUAGCAGUGACCUGGCUGCCAUUUUUCCCCAAUAAGCCCCAGUGCUCAUGGUGGGAAUCCUGAGGCAAGCUUUGAACUUCCUUUGUGUGGUGUAUGGGAAGGCCUGGCCCUGAAGAUGCAGUCUGGGGCUGGUGUGAGACAACGGACGAGUCUGCCUCGGGUCUGGAGGCCCAGCCUGGGUCUAGAUACAGCUACUUUUGGGGCUGGGACCUCAGGCCCCAGGGCCCAGCAGGGUAGACAAACAGACUCUGUCCUCAUUCUGGGAAUGUGGCAGAAUGGCAUAUUUCACAUCCAAUGUUCUGUGUUCUGGUCACUGCCC
Molecule: messenger RNA, 3090 nt
Organism: Octodon degus (degu)
Lineage: Eukaryota; Metazoa; Chordata; Mammalia; Rodentia; Octodontidae
Product: proline-rich protein 33-like
Exons: 3
Coding region: 235-1602 (455 amino acids)
Source: RefSeq, a predicted model, not a curated record